CAAGACACCCUCAGAUCUAAUCGACGACGCACGCAUAUAGAUACAGAUCAAAACUGCAAUCCACUUUCCAUUUUCAUUUUCCUUUUGGUUCUCGGGAAAGAGGCAAAGGAAACUGGAACAGUUCAUCCACAAUUUGCCGCCCAUGGAUCUGAUGCGCUCCGAGAAGAUGAUGUUGGUGCAGCUCAUAAUUCCCGUCGAAUCCGCUCACCGUGCAAUCUCCUAUCUCGGCGAACUCGGUCUCUUCCAGUUCCGUGAUUUAAAUGCUGAUAAGAGCCCGUUUCAGCGAACAUUUGCAAAUCAGGUAUAUCGCCACUUUAUCACUUAAGUCUCUUUCUCUUUUUACUAUAAUAUGCAUUGUUGAUUUUGGUUUAGUGUUUGGUUGGAGGAAACGUUAGUAGCUGCCAGUUGUUUAAAUUAUGUUUUCUUUGAACAAUCCAUUGUAUUACACAGAAUGGUUUUCUGGUGAAUUAAAUGGAAUAUUUUUCU
Molecule: messenger RNA, 486 nt
Organism: Rubroshorea leprosula
Lineage: Eukaryota; Viridiplantae; Streptophyta; Magnoliopsida; Malvales; Dipterocarpaceae
Source: the annotation of a GenBank genome assembly